This is a messenger RNA of Coccomyxa subellipsoidea C-169, 468 nucleotides long. RefSeq names its product acyl-CoA N-acyltransferase. Bases 1 to 468 code for a protein of 155 amino acids. Gene Ontology annotation, molecular function: acyltransferase activity, transferring groups other than amino-acyl groups. The transcript is spliced from 5 exons. Lineage: Eukaryota; Viridiplantae; Chlorophyta; Trebouxiophyceae; Coccomyxaceae. The record is from RefSeq and is a predicted model, not a curated record.
AUGGACGCCCGUGUCAGAAGAGCUACUCUACAGGACCAAGCAGUCGUCAGUCAAUAUAACAUUGCUAUGGCCAAGGAGACUGAGGACUUGGAGCUUGAUGAGAAAACCGUUCAAGCAGGUGUUCAGGCCAUUCUUAGCGAUCCAGCGAAAGGAACAUACUUCCUGCUCGAGGAAGGUGGGAAGAUUGUUGCCCAGCUGAUGAUUACCUAUGAAUGGAGCGACUGGCGAAAUUCCCAGAUAUGGUGGGUACAGAGUGUCUAUGUGCAUCCAGAUCAUCGCCGCAGAGGCCUCUAUAAGGCCUUGUACAGGCACAUUCAGACCUGCGCCGCUGCAGAGAAGGCAUGUGGCGUCAGGCUUUAUGUUGAUGUUGGCAACAACCGUGCACAACAAACGUACAAAUCACUUGGAAUGACCAGCCACUACCUGGUGUUCGAGGACAUGGCACUGACAAAUGGCAGCUCUGAAUAA